CCGUCUGUUGGGAAGGCCAUGGGCAGGGCAGUUGGCACGGAAACAGAGGAAGAGAGAAUGGUUACUGCUAUGAAUCGGAAUUCCCCACCUCUCUUCUUUCUUUGGUUCCCUUCACGUGAUUCUGACUCCGACCCUGCCUUUACACUCUACUCUCCUACUGGACAGGACAACUCCUGCCAUUCUUGUAUGCUUUUGUCGCUUACCCCUCGAUUCCCUCCUCUUUCUUUCACUUUCCAUGGAAGUAAAACUGUAAAAUUUCUCAACCUCUCCCCUUUAAUUCCCGGUUCUUGAGUUGUUUUCUUGUACAACCAAACAUGGUGGGGCUGCUCGUGAUGGUUUUGCUGUUUGCUAGUCUUCUUCCAUCUCCGUCUUCUUCUUCUGCCAGCUCGGUUAUCCCCUCCGACGCGUCGGCAUUGUUGGCGUUUCAGGUGAAGGCGGACUUGAAAGGGAAGCUUGGGUUUUCUUCCAACUACAGUUUGGGUUUCUGCAAGUGGAAUGGCGUGAAGUGUAGCGAAGGGAAGGUGGUUCGUUUGGUGUGUGAAAGGGUGGGUUUGGAUGGGGUUUUUGCUCCGGAUACUCUGACUCGGCUUGACCAGCUCAGAGUUCUGAGUUUGCAGGAUAACUCGCUCGCCGGACCUAUUCCCGAUCUUUCCCGCCUGGUUAACCUGAAAGUUCUGUUUUUGGACAGUAAUCUCUUCAGUGGACUUAUUCCUCCCUCAAUCUCCACUCUCCACCGCCUCAAAACCCUUGAUCUCUCCCACAACAACCUCACCGGCAACAUUCCGGCGUCGUUCAACGGUCUGGACCGGUUGUACUAUCUCCGUCUCGACUCCAACCGCCUCAACGGCUCCGUGCCGGCGCUCAACCAAACUACUCUCCAGAUCUUCAACGUUUCGCAGAAUAUUCUCUCCGGUCCCAUUCCGGUGACGCCCACAUUAUCGCGCUUCAGAACGACGGCGUUUGCCUCCAACAAAGCUCUCUGCGGUGAGAUAAUACACAAGGAAUGCCGCCCUAUUCAACCCUUUUUCCACCCAUCUCCCGCCACCACCGCCCCGCCGCCGCAUUCCGCCAAGGCCGUCAGUCAAAACGCACAGUUACGGGACGGCGGAGUGUACAGCCCCGAAAAGAAAUCAACCAAAAGGUCCGUUCUCAUCAUCGGGUUAUCCCUAGGGUUUUUCGUCCUCAUUUGCUCCAUUAUCUGUUUCGCCCUAGCCGCAAAAAGAUCGAACAAGUCAAUCUCGUCGAGUCCGAAAAUCGCUUUGGACCCGAGCGUCGCCGCCGCCGAAACGGAGGCGGUAAUGAGAAUCGAAGAAGAAAGCAACGAGCUAGAAGAGAAAGUGAAGCGAGUGCAGGAAGGAAUGCAGGUGAUGGGGAAAAGUGGAAACUUGGUUUUCUCGGUCGGCGAAUCUCAGGUGUAUACUUUGGAGCAGCUGAUGAAAGCCUCGGCGGAGCUUCUGGGGCGGGGAACGCUGGGCACCACCUACAAGGCGGUGCUCGACAACCGUUUGAUUGUUUGCGUGAAAAGAUUAGACUCUGGGAAAAUGGCGGGUAGCAGUAAGGAUGAGUUUGAACGGCACAUGGAAUCAGUGGGCGGAUUGCGCCACCCAAAUUUGGUUCCUCUCAGAGCUUAUUUCCAGGCCAAGGAAGAACGCCUUCUGGUCUAUGAUUACCAGCCCAAUGGCAGUCUCUUCUCCCUUAUCCAUGGUUCUAAGUCCUCAAGAGCAAAGCCACUUCACUGGACUUCGUGCUUGAAAAUAGCAGAGGAUGUAGCUCAAGGCCUCUCGUAUAUCCACCAAGCAUGGAGGCUGGUUCACGGCAACCUCAAGUCCUCUAAUGUCCUCCUGGGAUCCGAUUUCGAGGCCUGCAUUUCUGAUUACUGCCUCUCGGUCUUAGCCAACCCCUUCUCAGAUGACGACCCUGAUUGUGCAGCCUACAAGGCACCCGAGGUUCGAAAACUAAACCCGCACCAUCAAGCAACUUCCAAGUCUGAUGUUUACUCCUAUGGAGUUCUUGUACUGGAACUGCUUACUGGGAAGCAUCCCUCAGAACACCCAGUUCUAAUGCCGGAUGAGAUGAUGAAGUGGGUAAGGUCCACCAGGGACGAUGAUGAUGGCAGAGAAGAAAACGGCAUUAGGCUGGGAAUGAUUCUUGAAGUGGCAAUGGUGUGCAGUGUGGCGUCCCCAGAGCAAAGACCGACCAUGUGGCAAGUGUUGAAGAUGAUCCAGGAGAUCAAAGAUGCCGCCAUUAUGGAGGAGGAUGGUCGGGAAAUGGACCUACUCACCGGGACUUGACUCUUCAGCAUAUACUAUUAUUAUUUUUGCUAUGUAUAUAUACUUGAGCAUGGCGACAUAACUUUUCCACACAAACCCUCUCUAAUUCUUCCCUUCCAUUCUUUACUAAAGUAGCACAAGUGUUUUGCUUUCUUUUUUAGUACGUCCAAAGUUUAUUUACUUUAUAAUAUAAUAAAAUACA
This is a messenger RNA of Ipomoea nil (Japanese morning glory), 2472 nucleotides long. Its product is annotated as probable inactive receptor kinase At5g67200. The transcript is spliced from 2 exons. Lineage: Eukaryota; Viridiplantae; Streptophyta; Magnoliopsida; Solanales; Convolvulaceae. The coding region runs from base 315 to 2291 and encodes 658 amino acids. The record is from RefSeq and is a predicted model, not a curated record. Gene Ontology annotation, biological process: protein phosphorylation. Gene Ontology annotation, molecular function: ATP binding; protein binding; protein kinase activity.